AUGUAUAGGAGAAAUCUAGAAACCAGUAAACGGUCGAAUGGAAAUGAGAAUGCUGCUGAAGAGAUCAAUGCUUUGAAAGGCAACAAGCAAUUUGGUCCUUCUGCAGCCAACAAAUCCUUCAUUCGCAGCAACAGCAAAGAAUCCUCUGCGCUCAAGCUCAAACCACACAACCAGAAAAGCGACCAAUUCAGCAAGAAUACAAACGAGAAACAAAAACUACGCAUCUUUCAAGACAAGACCGAAAAACCAACAUCCACCAUUCCACUCAAAAGAAGCGAAUCAGCUAUUGGACAAGUUCAGCAUUCCCAAGGCAAAAAGCAGGACAUUCGAGUAGAACGCACUUUUCGCCACAAGGAACAGGAACAAGAAUGGACACCACAGGGGUUGGAUCUUGACUUUAGUGCGUUUGACGACACAGUGCAAGAGUCCAGCUAUCAUAUCAAACACCAAUCACUGGAAAACGAUCAUGAUGUAGAUGUUGAAUCAUUCCCUGCGAUUGAAAGACAGUUUAACGCAAAGGCCACCAUUCAAAACGAGGAAGAGACAGAGGAGGAAACAGCACAACCUGACAUUGAACACGACACUUCCACUGUUGAAUACUGUCCCCCUAAAGAGAAAGAAAUCCCGUAUGAACCAGAUCAGAGCUGCAUCAUUGAUAUGUCCCGCUUUACAUCGUAUGCUGAUAUGGAUGCCUACGAAUAUAUUCGCUUGAGCAAACACCACGAUGAGCUUACCCUUUAUCAAGAUCCAGAUGUAGUGAAGCAGGAUAUGGUGCAUCCCAUCAAUGACGGCGCUUUGGAGUUUGACUAUGAUUCUGAAAGCGCUGAUCAGGAUUCCGAGCUAUCCAACGAUCUCGAUUUCUCCAACAUUCCCUUUAGUGAUCAUACAUUCGAUGUUGAUCAAUUCAUUCAAUGCAACUAA
Molecule: messenger RNA, 921 nt
Organism: Mucor velutinosus
Lineage: Eukaryota; Fungi; Mucoromycota; Mucoromycetes; Mucorales; Mucoraceae
Exons: 6
Coding region: 1-921 (306 amino acids)
Source: RefSeq, a predicted model, not a curated record